AUGACCACACUCAAAUCGUUUCAAGCGGAAAUAGCCCAGAUCUCUACAGAGAAGCAGAAGCUCGCACUGAAAGAAGCCAAGGAGGCGCAUGCAGCUGCAGAGCUUGCUAGGCACCAUGGAAAGAUCAUCAAGAAAGAGGAUCUUGUGCUUUCUGAAGGAGAUGGUGAUCUCCUCCGGAGUAAAAUACAUAAAGCCCUCGCCAAAGGGCAUGGCGAGCUCCUACUUCCACUUGGCGCACAUCCUUCUCCGAUACAUACCUACAAUCCUCCAGAACCCCCAAUCACUCCAAUACCCAAUGAAGGUACCCCACUCUCCGUUCAAAAGCUCAACCAGAUCCUAGAGAGAUUACGAACUAUUUGCUCUUCACUCAAUACCGAGCUAAAUGAAAUGUAUAGAGUGGAGGGGACAGAAGGACCUUUUGGCGUUUGGUUAAUCCGGAAUAAACCUAAGGGAGUCGAGCAAAUAAUGGAAGUUCGAGUAGCGGUGGUGGGAAAUGUUGAUGCUGGAAAGUCCACGACACUAGGAGUGUUGACUAGGGGAUCAUUGGAUGAUGGGAGAGGUAAAGCUCGAGUGGCUCUAUUCAGACAUCCUCAUGAGAUCGAGACGGGGAGAACAUCUAGUGUAGGAGGUGAGAUCUUAGGGUUUUCACCAACGGGUGAACCGGUCAUACCUUCUGCUCAUGGUGUUGAUGCUUUGGAUCCACAUGGACAUGUAAUGGCAGUGGCCAAAAGGGAGAAAAUGGGCUGGGAGGAGAUAUGUAGUAGAGCAGCAAAGGUCAUAUCUUUCAUCGAUCUCGCAGGACAUGAGAGAUAUUUCAAGACUACCCUGUACGGUCUGAGUGGAUGUGCGCCAGACUACGUCAUGUUGAUGGUCGGAGGAAAUGCAGGGUUGAUAGGAAUGUCCAAAGAACACUUGGGAGUAGCACUUGCUCUCAACGUACCCAUAGCAGUAUGCGUGACUAAGAUCGACAUGACGCCUCCCAAUAUCCUGAAGCAGACCGUCGAUAUGUUGGUCAAAGUCCUCAGAAGUCCUGGGUGCAGGAGAAUACCUAUCUUCGUCAAUACACCUCAACAAGCCGUGGACUGCGCUCGAUUUUUGGGUAAUCCUCUCGGCAGUUCCACUUUGAGGUUCAGAUUAUGUCCCAUCUUCAUGGUCUCAAACGUCACCGGUCACAACCUUCCUAUGCUUCGUACAUUCCUGAACGUUCUGCCUUCAUCUCAGUCAGAUGAUAAAUACGUCGUGGAUGCGCCUUUCGAAUUUGCUAUCUCCGACGUCUUCUCCGUGCCAUUCGUUGGUACCGUCGUAAGCGGGGUGAUUACAGCGGGUACGGUACAUACCAACGACGCCGUGAUGCUUGGUCCGGACUCCGUCGGUCAAUUUGUCCCCACGGCCGUGAAAACUAUCCAGCGUAAACGAGCUUCCGUUGAGAGUGGGGAAGCCGGACAAAGUGUCUCUUUCGCAUUGAAACGGAUCAAACGUGGCCAAGUGAGAAAAGGCAUGGUCCUGAUCGGUCGUACUGAGACGCCUCCAAAGGCGGUCAAGAAAUUCGAAGGGAUGGUGAUGGUAUUGCAUCAUGCCAGUACCAUCCAACCUAAAUAUCAGGCAAUGAUGCAUUGUGGGGCUAUUCGACAAACGGUCAAAAUAUUAUCCCUCGACCAUCCAUCCGGUCUCAUAAGAACAGGCGAUAGAUCAAAGGUCGUUUUCGAAUUCAUCAGUCAUGCCGAGUUCAUCAAAGAGGGUCAACUUAUCCUGUUACGGGAAGCAAAGACGAAAGUGUUGGGAGUGGUGACGCGUAUCUUGGGGUAA
Molecule: messenger RNA, 1806 nt
Organism: Tremella mesenterica DSM 1558
Lineage: Eukaryota; Fungi; Basidiomycota; Tremellomycetes; Tremellales; Tremellaceae
Exons: 10
Coding region: 1-1806 (601 amino acids)
Biological process (GO): translational elongation
Molecular function (GO): GTP binding; GTPase activity; translation elongation factor activity
Source: RefSeq, a predicted model, not a curated record